AUGCUUGUUGGGACCUUUGGAGAUGUAGCGAUGCCUCGCUACUCGAAAACUAACAUUUUCGAAUAAUUUAUUUCAGGGUGCGCCGGUAUUGUGGUGGGAUAUCCUUUGGACACCAUCAAAGUCCACAUGCAAACGCAAGACUACCGCAACCCGAUCUACAAAAGCAACUGGCACUGCUUUCGGACGCUACUCGCGAAAGAAUCGGUAACAGGUCUUUACCGGGGUAUGUCAUCCCCAGUAGCUGGCGUGGCAGUGGUGAACGCAAUAAUCUUUGGCGUAUAUGGCCAAACGCAGAAGUACAUCCCCGACCCAGCCACCCUGACCUCCUACUUCCUCGCUGGAGCCUUAGCUGGGAUCGCUCAAACGCCCAUCUGCAGCCCCAUGGAACUGGCCAAAACUCGUAUGCAGCUACGAACAUCCCCGGUUCAGUUCACGGGACCUUUCCAGUGUCUCAAAUACACUUACACCCACGAAGGUCUUCGCGGACUGUUCAGAGGUGUAGACGUGACGUUCCUCAGAGAGGUCCCAAGCUUCGGUAUCUACUUUCUCACAUACGAGGCGCUGACCAGGACAGCCGACAACAGUCCAGUCUCGACACCUUCUAUGCUCUUAGCCGGUGGAUUAGCAGGCACUACGUCCUGGGCAGUCUCCUAUCCUCUGGACGUAAUCAAGUCUCGAAUUCAAGCUGAUGGCAAUCGCUAUGCGGGUAUAGUCGACUGUCUGAGGCAGUCUAUGAGAGCUGAAGGAUACUCGUGGUUGUACAGAGGUCUCAGCUCGACGAUUAUUAGAGCUUUUCCGACCAAUGCCGUGACGUUCACCGUGGUCACCUGGACCUUUCGGUUACUGGGUGGCGAAGAGGUGGCAUCGUCGCAAGAGAGAGAAAAAACAAAGGUGUCGGAGUUUAUGGGUAAGAUCUCAGAGCCCCGCGAGCCAUUCUUUGAAAAGUGGAACAAUUUCUUGGCGAAUGCGUCGACGAGCAUGGUGGUCCAUAGGUUGCCGUAUUCCACGUUGUCGAUGAUGUCGUCGAACGAAUUACAGCUCGAAGGGUCGGUUCAGAGUAAGGGUAGCGACAGGUGGACGAAAGAUGGGACGAAAGGUGGUGAACAGUCGCGUGGGAAUAGAAGUGGCAGAGAGGAAGGCGAGAGAUCGAGAGGCUCGACGAGGGAGGAUGUUGAAGAAGAGUGUGGUGAGAAAAAAGUGGAGCGAAACGUUGUUAAGCAGGCGGUAAAAGCAAUUUCUAUGGCCUUCGCGUGAAAAAUUCCAAGUUUGUGGCAGUUUCAGGGGAUGCAGUGGUUAAAUGAGGAAUCGAAACUGCAACGGACGUGGAAGCAUGAUACGGUGGUUGAAGGAUUAGAUAGUGAAUUAUCGUGCGAUAUAAUUGGAAGUGAUUCUUUUUAUGGAGUGUUUAAUACAAGAGGAACUUGUUAUGGUGUUCAGGAAAUGGUUGUUCUUUGAAUUUACUGUUGUUGCUUGUAGACGUUGCAGAAAUUAUUUUA
Messenger RNA from Eufriesea mexicana, 1496 nucleotides. Its product is annotated as mitochondrial basic amino acids transporter. Gene Ontology annotation, biological process: mitochondrial L-ornithine transmembrane transport. The record is from RefSeq and is a predicted model, not a curated record. Lineage: Eukaryota; Metazoa; Arthropoda; Insecta; Hymenoptera; Apidae. Gene Ontology annotation, molecular function: high-affinity L-arginine transmembrane transporter activity. Gene Ontology annotation, cellular component: mitochondrion. The transcript has 3 exons.